Messenger RNA from Staurois parvus, 303 nucleotides. The record is from the annotation of a GenBank genome assembly. Lineage: Eukaryota; Metazoa; Chordata; Amphibia; Anura; Ranidae.
CAGAAAGAACAGUAAAAAUGUAGGCAGGGCACCGGACAAAGCACUAGGGACAAUAUUGAUUUUAGUGAAUGUCACUUUUUGUCAUUUUCAAAUUUCCUGCCAGUUACGUCCCUGUACAUCCUGACGCUCGCAGGGGACGGAACCCAGAUGACAGAUGCCGGCAUCCGCUGGAGGACAUUACAGGGGACACUGCAGGAGGGACAUCGCGGGAGCGCAGGACAAGGUAAGUGAUCGAGGGAUCCCGGACCAGCGCUGCAUGGUAAGCCCGAGUGUAGCUCGGGGUUACCGCUUGUGUUACUGAAA